This is a messenger RNA of Peniophora sp. CBMAI 1063, 732 nucleotides long. The record is from the annotation of a GenBank genome assembly. NCBI's taxonomy places the organism in Eukaryota, Fungi, Basidiomycota, Agaricomycetes, Russulales, Peniophoraceae.
AUGGUCAACGUCCUCAUCAUCGGUGCCGCAGGACGGAUUGGAAGCGUUACCGCGCAAGCCUGCCUCGAGCGUGGACACGAAGUGACGGCCUACGUGCGUUCGCCGUCUAAGCUUGACCCUUCUAUCCGCGAGAAGGUCCGGGUAGUGCAGGGGAACGCGAAGGAAAAAGAGAUCCUAAAGUCGGCGAUGGGGGGUCAAGACACGGUGAUACAGGCGGCGGUGUACGGCUCGAACACACCGUGGGGCAAGUCUGAUUCCGAGGACGUCGUGCGUGCUGUGGUCGAGGCUGCGAAGGAGGUUACCGCAGCGUCGGGCAAGUCGCCGCGUCUUUGGGUGCUAUCCGGACAGGUCCUCAUGGACCUCCCGUACCAUCCGGGCUGGAUUGAAGGCGAUGCCAUCCCGGUGCAUCCUGAGCAUUAUCCUAACUACAAGCUUCUCCGCGAGGAGGCGCAGGAGCUGGACUGGAGCUUGAUGUGCCCGGCUAAAAUAGACGAAGGCGAGCCCGCCGGGCCCAUAGUACACGCCGUCGACGUUAUACCGCUCUGGAUCGCUCCAGGUAUCCUAGGAAAGCUGCCCUUCAUCGGUCCGACCCUGAACGCCAUCUACAACGUCGCCCAGCAGAAAUUAACAUAUAAAUCCGUCGGCGUCUUCCUGGCUGAGCAUGUUGGCGCAGAAGAAGAAUUACAUCACAAGCGAGUUUGCAUCCUGGAGGAUUGGAAGAGAAUGCAAUAG